AAUAUUUUAGCGUUCGAUCGUGUGUGAAUUUGGAAUAUUGGAUUGCAAAAAAAUUGUGCUACAAAGCUGACAGUUCCAGGCUUCCCGGCACGAAGCCCAAUGUGACUCAAGUGACAGUGUAGUGACAGUGAGUGACAGUGAGUGACAGUCGGAGAUAGUGUACUAGUGUAGACAUGAAGUUUUGGCGCGUGGUGUUGUGCGCGGUGGUGCUGCUGCUGCGCUGCGACGCGCUGCCUCCCGCGGCGCUUGGAGAUGUCGUCGCCAAUGCCGCGACCAGCCUCAACUCUAUGAAGGUGACAGGUGCAUGGCGGCGGCUGUCCAGCACGGUGAGCGAGUCCGUGGGGCUGAAGCACGCGCUGCGGCGGCUGCAGGCGGUGCCGGCGCGCGCGGCGCGGCUGGUGCACGCGCUCGUCGACCGCAUGCGCGUCGGCGGCGGGCCCAUGGUGUCCACGCGACUCGGCACGCUCCGCGGACGCAGGGUCGUCGCGAGAACCACGAGUCAGACGCCCUAUUACAGCUUUAAAGGGAUAAGAUACGCGCAGCCACCGCGUGGUUCUCUCCGGUUCCGUCCGCCGGUACCACUGGAGCCGUGGUCUGGGAUACGAGACGCGCUGGAGGAGGGCUCGGUCUGCCCGCACCGGUUCAUGCUCUUCGACACCUACAAGGGCGACGAGGACUGCCUCUUCCUCAACGUAUACACGCCGGCUCUGCCAGAUUUACUCACUGGCUACAACCCGAAGCUAGCGGUGAUGGUGUGGAUCCACGGGGGCGCGUUCGCGGUGGGGUCCGGCAACGCCUUUCUGUACGGCCCCGACCACCUGGUGGGAGCGGGCGUGGUGCUCGUCACACUCAACUACCGCCUGGGCGCGCUCGGCUUCCUGAGUCUGGAGACUGACGAGGUCCCCGGGAAUAUGGGGCUUAAGGACCAGGUAAUGGCGCUGCAGUGGGUGCGGGACAACAUCGAAUCUUUCGGCGGCGACCCCGGCCGCGUCACCAUCUUCGGCGAGUCCGCCGGCGCCGUCUCCGUCCACCUGCACAUGCUGUCGCCGCUCUCCAAGGGUCUGUUCCACGGCGUGAUCGCGGAGAGCGGCGGCGCGCUGUCGCCGUGGGCGCUGGCGCCGGCGCCGCGCCGCAACGCCUUCCUGCUCGGCCGUGAACUUGGCAUCGACACCAACAACACCGCCGAGCUCUUAGGCUACCUGCGCGCGACACCGAGCGAGUUGAUCGUGAAGGCGGGCGCGAAGAUGGCGGGGGCGCCGGGGAAGGCCGCCGACCUCCAGUCCACCGUGGCGCUGCCCUUCCUGCCGGCGGUCGAGCCCGACGCCCCCGGCGCCUUCCUCACUGCUGCCCCCCGCGACGCCCUGCCCGGGGCUGACGUGCCCUUCCUCACCGGGUACAACGCGCAGGAGGGGAUCAUACUCUUCCGACGUUUACAACGGUACCCGAAGCUGAUACAAGAGAUCGAGAAGGAGUUUGUCCGCACCGUGCCCCCCGAGCUGAGGUCCACCGACAACCGGACCGAUCGCAUCGCGGACCACAUCCGCACCUUCUACUUCCAGCAGCGCCCCGUCGACUUGCACAACAUCGACAGCCUCAUCGACAUGUUCACGGACAUAAUGUUCCUGCGGCCGUCGCUGGAGACGGUGCGGUUGUACGCGCAGUCCAACCGGACCAGUCCCACCUACUUCUACCGGUUCGCGUUCGACGGCGCGCUGGGCCUGUUCAAGCGCAUGCUGGGCAUCAACCACCCCGGCGUCUGCCACGGGGACGAGAUGGGCUACCUCUUCUACUUCUCGAGACUGAACUAUCGUCUCGAUGAGGACUCGACCGAGUUGGACGUGUCGAGAAAAAUGGUGCAGAUGUGGACCAACUUCGCCAAAACUGGGAACCCAACACCCCCCAUCGACUACGAGUCCGUGGUGGAUUUCAAGUGGGCGCCGGUGAACGACACUCACCACGUGACCUACCUCGACAUCGACGGCAACUUCACGAUGCGCACCGACCCCGAGCCCGCUAGAACGCGCUUCUGGGAUUGGCUCUACGACAACUACGGACCCGCGUGAACUUCGCAAGAUUGGACGCCAUACAGUUCGUCCGUUUGAAAGUUUAAUGCAUAGUUUCUGAGUUAAUUUGACAGAA
Messenger RNA from Aricia agestis (brown argus), 2139 nucleotides. RefSeq names its product venom carboxylesterase-6. The record is from RefSeq and is a predicted model, not a curated record. NCBI's taxonomy places the organism in Eukaryota, Metazoa, Arthropoda, Insecta, Lepidoptera, Lycaenidae. Bases 174 to 2063 code for a protein of 629 amino acids. Gene Ontology annotation, molecular function: hydrolase activity. The transcript is spliced from 11 exons.